Messenger RNA from Apus apus (common swift), 3557 nucleotides. RefSeq names its product MAGUK p55 scaffold protein 3 (gene MPP3). The transcript has 19 exons. The record is from RefSeq and is a predicted model, not a curated record. NCBI's taxonomy places the organism in Eukaryota, Metazoa, Chordata, Aves, Apodiformes, Apodidae. Gene Ontology annotation, molecular function: protein binding. The coding region runs from base 315 to 2078 and encodes 587 amino acids. Gene Ontology annotation, cellular component: plasma membrane; cell-cell junction.
GACGCCAUUUUGCAGCCGGGCGGGGCCGGGUCGGGCUCUGACGUUGCCUUCGAGGCACGGGCCUCAGCGUGGCGGGAGCCCGCCUGUCUGCUGGGAUUUGUCUGGCGGGCUCUGGCUGAGGCCGGGGACUAUGGCCGUGUCUGGCGAAAGCCCUGCGGAGUUCCCCAGGUGGCGGAGACGUGGCCGGAGAGGCUUUCGCAGAGCCCGGCCUCGCCGCUACGGAAGCAGGACUGCCUGUGAAUCGCAGUCCAGAAAGAAGAAACAAUCGUGUUGAUUUAAGUUGCACAUUUGUCUCUAAGAUUAAGAACAAAGCCAUGCCAGUGUUUUCAGAAGACUCAGGAUUGCAUGAAACUUUAGCCCUUUUGACAUCUCAGCUAAGACCUGAUUCAAAUCAUAAAGAGGAAAUGGGAUUCCUUAGGGAUGUCUUCAGUGAAAAGAGUCUCAGCUACCUGAUGAAGAUUCAUGAAAAACUCCGUCAUUAUGAAAGACAGAGUCCGACUCCUGUUUUACAUAGUGCAGCAGGGUUAGUUGAAGAUGUAAUAGAAGAAUUGCAGACUGCCCCAGUGAAUAACGAAGAAAAAGAGCUACUUCAGCUGUUGUCAACACCACAUCUCAGGGCAAUGCUUGUAGUACAUGACACUGUGGCACAGAAGAACUUUGACCCAGUCCUUCCACCUCUACCUGAUAACUUGGAUGAUGAUUUUGAUGAGGAAUCAGUGAAAAUUGUUCGGCUAGUGAAAAAUAAAGAACCCUUGGGUGCUACCAUCAGAAGAGAUGAGCAUACAGGAGCUGUGAUUGUAGCAAGAAUUAUGAGAGGUGGUGCAGCUGAUCGCAGUGGCCUUGUCCAUGUCGGAGAUGAACUAAGAGAAGUCAAUGGUAUUGCUGUGCUUCACAAGCGACCGGAAGAAAUAAGUCAGAUUUUGGCUCAGUCUCAGGGAUCAAUAACAUUAAAAAUAAUUCCGGCCAUCAAAGAAGAAGAUCGUCUGAAAGACAGCAAGGUGUUUAUGAGGGCACUUUUCUGCUAUAAUCCCAAAGAAGACAGAGCCAUUCCUUGCCAGGAGGCUGGACUGCCAUUUAAGAGACGACACAUCCUAGAAGUUGUAAGUCAAGAUGAUCCCACAUGGUGGCAAGCAAAGCGUGUUGGAGAUACGAACCUCAGAGCAGGCUUGAUCCCCUCAAAACAGUUCCAAGAAAGACGACUGACUUACAGAAGAACAAUAGGCACUCUGCAGAAUCCCAGAACUGUGAAGAAACCUUUAUAUGAUCAGUCUUCUGAUAAAGAAGACUGUGACUGUGAAGGAUACUUCAAUGGACAAUACAUAGCUGGUUUACGCAGGAGCUUUAGAUUAAGUCGUAAAGAGAAGGAGAACAAUCUGAAUGAGGGAAAGCAAGCAAUGCAGAGAGAUGCAGCAGAGUUCCUAACAUACGAAGAAGUCACGAAAUAUCAGCAGCAGCCUGGUGACCAGCAAAGGCUGGUGGUUUUGAUUGGUUCUUUGGGGGCCAAAUUAAGUGAGCUCAAGCAGAAGGUUGUGUCAGAGAACCCACAGGAGUAUGGUGUUGCAGUUCCACAUACAACCAGGUCAAAGAAAAGUCAUGAGAAAGAGGGAGUAGAAUACAAUUUUGUUUCUAAGCAAUCAUUUGAGACAGAUGUACAGCAAAACAAAUUUGUGGAACAUGGAGAAUACAAAGAAAACCUGUAUGGUACCAGUCUUGAGGCAAUCCGAUCUGUGAUGGCUAAAAAGAAGGUUUGUCUGGUGGAUGUGGUACCUGAAGCAGUAAAGCACUUGAGGACUCCUGAGUUUAAGCCAUAUGUUAUCUUUGUGAAGCCUCUCAUUGCAGAAAAGAAAAAACAUGUCCUAAAAUCUCCCAUAUCAGAAGAAACCUCACCCCCCCUUCAGGAUGAAGAACAGCAGGAAAUUCUUAAUUCAGCAGCAUUCAUUGAAGAGCAGUAUGGCCAUUUAAUCGACACUGUACUGGUGAAGGAAGAUCUCCAGAGCGCAUGUAGUCAGCUGAAAACUGUGUUAGAGAAACUAAACAAGGAUUCGUUUUGGGUGCCAGUCAGUUGGGUUAGGUCAUAGCUUGUUGUCAUCUGUUUAGGAGAAAUACUGUAUAAAAAUGCUUUGUGAAUAUAUGGAUUAGAAAAGGAAAUAUGUCAAAUUCACUUGAAAACUGCUGGUAUACCUAGGAGGUAAUACAUAAAGACUGUAUGAGAAAAACUAAACCAAGUGAGAAGCUGACACUGCGUUCCUGAAUCAAAAUCUUGAACAGCAGCUGCCACUUAAAAGUGAGUAUUCAGACUAAAUGGAUCAGUAAAAGACUGGAGUUGCUUUUAAGUUGUGCAUUUUGUACAUUGAAGUUUCACAGGGCAUCCCACACUUUCAAAUCAUUCAAGGAGUGCUAGGACACUAACCUAACACACAGCUGGAAUUUUUAUCCUUUGGCCAUAAAUGUUGUGGCUAGAGUUAAGACAUGUCAGCAAGGUACUUUUCAGGAACCAGUAUGCCUACAGAACAAGCUACUUCAGAGAGCUGGGAGGUAUGUCCUUUGGAGAAUUGUUACACCAUGUUAGUUACUCAAAAGUUUGAGUGACUGUUGAGCAAAACGUGUCACACACACAGAAUUACCCAGAAUCACCAAGGCUGGAAAAGACCUUUAAGAUCAAGUCCCCCUCACUCAGGAUCAUUAGCUGCAAAUCCUUUCCAAUUAGGCACUAAAACUAGGCCAGUUAUGUAAGUUGUAGAUAUGGUAGUGGCUGGGUUUCGUUUUUUUUCUUUUUAAUGUCCAUCCCACAUUUCCCAGUGCCUCCAAGUUGCCUUGCACAGGUAUUACCCUGUGCAUGAGCUCAUCUGCAUCUUAUGCCCACUUCCCUGAUCUCUUCCUAUUUACACAGGACACAUACUGAGCAACCUGUGAACACAGCUGCAUGACUACCCAGUGCAAAACUAGAGCCUUUUUUUUUGUCUAUAUGAAAACAACUGUAUAUGAUUUUUAAAAAGGACUAUUGAGAGGCUUACUUUCUACAAGACGUCCUUGCAAAUGCCACCUGAUGGGAUACCACCAACAUAGCAGGUCUAAAAAGUGCACUAAGAGGAAGAAGCUGAAUUACCAGGUAGCUGAGCUGCAGAUAAUCAUCCUUUGAGCAUUUAUGACCACCUUUGUUCCAAACCAGGUAAAGGCUUCCUGAGCAUCAAGUCUGGAAGAAGAAAUCUUAACUGCUAGAGGACUUUGCAUGUAUUUCAGGAGACUUAAAUAUACAGGAUUUUUCAGAUGGGUGUUAAUAAGAAAAUGCAGAAAGGUGAUUCUGAAAGCGCCUAUGCUUUAUAAGUAUUUGACAAAAAAAAAAAAAAAAAGAAUAUUGUACAGGUGCAUGUUAGCUGAAACUAGUUUGUGUUUUCCAUUGCCUGUUGAGGUGUAAUCUUUGCUGUGUAUUAUGCCCUUCAACAGGACUUUGUGGUGCACCAGUCUGAUUCCUUGCAUUUUAACAGUAUGAUGUUAAUCUCCUUUCACUACAUUUUGCAAAACUAACAACACUGCAUAUUAAAAGCACAUUUCUAAGA